Pantherophis guttatus is the source of this 4097-nucleotide messenger RNA. RefSeq lists its product as uncharacterized. Gene Ontology annotation, molecular function: DNA-binding transcription factor activity, RNA polymerase II-specific; RNA polymerase II cis-regulatory region sequence-specific DNA binding. Gene Ontology annotation, biological process: regulation of transcription by RNA polymerase II. NCBI's taxonomy places the organism in Eukaryota, Metazoa, Chordata, Lepidosauria, Squamata, Colubridae. The record is from RefSeq and is a predicted model, not a curated record.
UUUGUUCGCCGGUUGUAUCCGGGGUUGAGCUUCCUGGGUCGGGGAGGUGGCGGCUGAAACCCGAGCGAUCAGGGCAGCCCACCUCCCAAAAGAGACCAGCCGGAGCUGCACCUCCCUUCGUAAGCGGGGCUUAAGAGACGGCUGCAAACAGCCGAGCAGGAGCGACGGCAUCGACGGUGCUCACGAACAGCUGGAAACUCCGGAACUUCGAAGGUGAAGUCUGGGAGGAGAAAAACCCAGGUUACUCUCCGGUGGGAGAAGAGGAAGAGCCGAAAGGAGCAGCAGCCUCCAGAGGACGGAGGCGAAGCUGGAAGCCGCUGGGCUUCCUUGAGAGCGAGUCCCGUUGAAUUCAGGGUUGGAAGUUAAUUUGAAACUGGAGUAAUCCCUUUUGCAAGAUCCGACGGCUCCUCUCUUCAUCCUUGUUUCCUCCGGCGGCCAGCCAUGCCCCUACUGGAAAUGCCAUCAGAACAUCAGCCCUUUUUCCCCCUGCUGGACGUCCUCUGUAACUGAUUUCAGAGGUAGCUUGCCUUUGGAUAUGGAAGCUCUACACCGCCGUCCUGACAGUGAGCCGUUGAUAACCUCCCAUCUUCCAUUCUAUGUUAGUCGCUUCUUGUGGGUGUAAAUUCCGGUUGGCGAUAUUCACAGAAGCACCUGAUCAUCAACGUCAUGCAGGAAAACUAUGAAAAUGUGAUCUCACUGGCAGAGGAAAUUGCAAUCAGUUGGCCUCGGAUAACUGCCUUUGCUGAGUCCCACAGAAGAAGAGGACUUGGGCCUGUCAUGGAGUCUGAACGGAGCCAAGCACCGCAGGCCCAGUUGCAGAGCCAAGCAGCUGGCCCAAGCGAAAGUGGACUCAAUGCUGACCUCCGUCGCCAGCUGGGCUUCAUCCUUCAGACGGCGGGCAGGAGCCAAGUGGAGAAGAUGCUGCGGGAACUGGUGAAGGAGCAGAGCCAGGAAGGGAAGCGGAAAGCAAGGAAGAAGGCACCUAAGAAUCACAAAGAUGAAGCUGUUGGGGAGAACGAAGAAGAGCUGCAGCCAGAACAAGACCAUGCGGAGAAGGGGGCAUCGCCCUCAAGGAGGUCUAUCAGCCCAGAUGAGGCUUGUACAAGCAGCAAUUGGUGCCCGCAGAGCCUAAAGGACCAACAGCCUCCUCAAGAAUCCGCAGUGCAUCAGCAGGAAGGGAAGAAUUCCGACAGCCAAAGGCACCUGGAAAAGUCUGGGGUGUGUGGGGAGUGUGGGAAGAAAAGCAUGAGUGGUAGUGGACGAGGCCAUGGUAAGCCCACACCAGAGAGGCCACACCAAUGCACCGAGUGUGGACGUUGCUUCCGGCAACACUCCAUCCUGGCUAAACAUCAGAAGAUCCAUACGGGGGAGAAGCCCUACCUGUGUGUGGCUUGUGGCAAGAGAUUCAACCGCAGCUCCAACCUGGUGCAGCACCAGCGUGUGCAUACAGGGGAGCGUCCCUUUCUCUGCACAGCCUGUGGCAAGGCUUUCACCCAGAAAUCGGAUCUGGAGCGUCAUCAGCGGGUGCACACAGGGGAGCGGCCAUACAUCUGCCAAGACUGUGGGAAAUGCUUCUCCGUCAGCUCCCACCUCGACCGGCAUAGGCGCACCCACCAGGAUAACCCUCAGGAGCAGCCUUCGGCCACCUCUCUGGUCCCCGUUACCCACUACUGUCCCGACUGUGGGAAAUGUUUCAGACAACGUUCUGCUCUCGCUAAGCACCGUAAAACCCAUUCGGGCGAGCGCCCCUACCCCUGCAGUGCCUGUGGCAAGCGGUUCAGCCGCAGCUCCAACCUGGCGCAGCACCAGCGCAUUCACACGGGGGAGCGCCCGUUCCCGUGUGCCGACUGUGGCAAGAGGUUCAUCCAGCGUUCUGACCUGGAGCGCCACCAGCGGGUGCACACUGGGGAACGCCCGUAUACCUGUGCUCAGUGCGGCCGGGGGUUUUCCGUGAGUUCCCAUCUCGACCGCCACCAGAGAGUCCACCAAGCCCUCGCGGUAGCUGCAGCUGCCCACUGCUGCCCCGAACACGUGAAAGGGUUCCUCCUCAGCAGUGGGGCCAAGCAGACCCUGAAAUACCAGCUGUACGGCAGCAAAGGACGUCUCACUCGCAGCAGCCAUUGCUUGGACUGUGGGAAGAGCCUGAGCAAGCUUCCCGCUCAGCCCGCGGGGCUUGUGGUCGAGAAGCCCUACAAGUGUGAGGGUUGCGGGAAGGCCUUUGCCCAGCGCUCAGCGCUGAUGAAGCACCAGCGCAUCCACACCGGAGAGAAGCCUUUCUCCUGCGGGGAAUGUGGCAAAGGCUUCAUCCAGAAGUCGGAUCUGACCAUCCACCAGCGCAUGCACACGGGGGAGAAGCCGUACCGCUGUGACACCUGUGGCAAGUGCUUCAGUGUCAGUUCCAACUUGCUGACUCACCAGCGUACCCAUCUGGGGGAGAAGCCCUACACCUGUGGGGAGUGUGGCAAGGCCUUCGUCCAGCGCUCGGAGCUGACCAUCCACCAGCGCACCCACACCGGGGAGAAGCCCUACAAAUGCAGCCUCUGCAGCAAAUGCUUCAGCCGCAGCUCUCACCUGAACCGUCACCGGCGCACCCAUGGUGGCCAGAAGGACAUAGCUGAUCCAGUCCCUUCCCCAUUGCUUGCCCCCAACCCCCACAAGCCAGGCAUUCCUCUGCCCAGCUCUGUCUUCUCCACCUCCUUUUCAUCUCCCAGUCCUCUCCCUCCCUUACCUGCCUUCCCUUCCUCACCCUCCCCUCUUCCCCUCCCUGGUUUGGAGCUGCCUUGGACUCUCCCCUUCCCAUCCCAGGGUUUUUCCCAUCCAGCCUACAUGCCCCCUGCUCCAGACACAGCCCAGGCUUCUCUCAUCAACUAAUUUUUCCCCUUCUCUCUAUUCCUGCUCAGUGUCCUCCUCCUCUUCCUUCUAGCUGCCCUCCCAAAUCCUUUCUGGUUUUGCUUCUUCCUUCUCCUUCCCUGUUCACUGAGCUUCACUCUCUGUUCCCCUGCUCUGUUUUCACUGGCCAUCCACGAUGAAGCUGGAAAGGAGAAGCAGGCAGAAACCGGGGGGAGGGGGGGCAUGCAUCAGUGAAGCAGGUUGUUCCAGGGCUGCACAAUGCUCGGUCCUUCUUCCUGCCUUCUGCAUCAUUGUGAGACAGUAUCAAACUCUCCGUCUUCCCACCAGGGUUAGAACCACUCUGGGUAGCAGCUUGGCUGGAAGAGAAAGAGGAAGUUGGCAGCUGUAGUAACAAGGACACUGACAACCUUGUCUACACAUCUGGCAAGACAAGAAGGAAUGAAUCACAAUAGGGUACAACAUCCUGUGACCCUUGGCAGAAUUCAUGGCAAGGAAUCGCAUUUUUGAGGCUGCUUGAUACGACAAACUCCGUGCAAUUGGAAAACAUCUGAGGAAAAACUGGAUUAUGGUGCAUUUCGUAAAAGGGAAACCUGAGGAAAAUGCUCUCAGAGGACAGAGAACACAACAUCUGGUUCUGCAAGAUUGAGAAAAAUGGGACAAUUUGGGGCUGGCAGCUGCCCAGGCUAGAGACUGAGAUCCAGCUCCCUCUAGUGUAUGUUUAGCAAACCAUCUCAUGUGCCUUGUCUUCACUUCUGUGAUUGGAAAAGCUGCCACGUUUUCUGGUUCCUAGUUGUCAUCAUAAUCAGAAACCAAGAGUUUAAAUACUCUCUGUAUACAUAGAUGUACACACAACACAUGCACAUACAGGUAAUCCUCGGGUUAAAACCACAACUCCAGAAUCUUGGUUGCUAAGCAAGGUGGUUGUUAAGUGAGUCACACCCAAUUUUAUCACUUUUUUUGCCAUAGUUCUUAAGCGAAUCAUCUGGCUUCCCUCACCGACUUCGCUUGUCAGAAGCCAAUUGGGAAGGUCAGAAAUGGUGAUCACAGGACCCCAGGAUGCUGCAACUGUUGUAAAUACACACUGGUUGCCAAGUGCCCACAUUUUGAUCACAUAAUCAUGAGGUGGCUGUGACAGUUGUAAGUGAGAGGAACAGUUGUAAAUUGCUUUUUUGAAUGCCACUGUAACUUCAAAUGAUCACUAACCGAAUGGUUGUAAAUUGCUGUACACAAUUUGAAAUUAUUUGAAA